Molecule: messenger RNA, 2338 nt
Organism: Lontra canadensis (Northern American river otter)
Lineage: Eukaryota; Metazoa; Chordata; Mammalia; Carnivora; Mustelidae
Product: core histone macro-H2A.2
Exons: 9
Coding region: 671-1789 (372 amino acids)
Biological process (GO): nucleosome assembly
Cellular component (GO): nucleosome
Molecular function (GO): protein heterodimerization activity; DNA binding; structural constituent of chromatin
Source: RefSeq, a predicted model, not a curated record
AGGAGUAGACACGAACGUUCCUGUUUGGUAUUCGUUAUUAUUUGAGGACACGAGACCAUAGAAGGGGGCCGUUUGGGCUUUCCCCUUCUAAGGCUCUCCCCAGAAGGGCCCGAUGAACGCCCACGCCGUCUUCUCCCACCAAAGGUGGCUCCUGCUCUCCGGAGCCUCCGGAUCCUGACCGUAGCGCUUCUGUUCCCGGCCCUGGGGAAAGCCUCGUCUCCUCGAGUGGCCCUCGGCGCAGCCGGCAGAUCCGCCCGCGACGCGGAGGCCGCGCGGUUUCAUCAUUAAUGCUCCUGAAGGACAAUAGCUCAUCAAGCCCCACCGAAAGCCCCGGACCCGUCGCGGAGCCUGGGCUGGCGGGGGAUGAGGCUGAGCGACUCCUCCUAGAGGUGGUUAUGUGGAGAAGGAGCAAUCCCUUCUCCCUCCUCCUCCUCCCCCCGCUACUAUCCGCGGCCCGGAGAACUGCCGCUUGCCGCCAUUGACAAGCACCGAUAGAACCCAAAGAAAGGCAAAGAGUCCUGCCGGGCACCGGCGCCGCGCGGGCCGAACCUGCGCCCCGGGAGCGGCGCGCCGAGGGCACCGGGCGCCCGGAGCAGGCGGCGCAGCACCAGCAUCGUGUUAGAGCCAGGAGGCCUCCGUGUCAGCAAGCUGAGAGGGAAACUGAGGCAAGAUGUCGGGCCGGAGCGGGAAGAAGAAAAUGUCCAAGCUGUCCCGUUCAGCCAGGGCCGGUGUCAUCUUCCCCGUGGGAAGACUGAUGCGGUACCUGAAGAAAGGGACGUUCAAGUACCGGAUCAGCGUGGGUGCUCCCGUCUACAUGGCGGCAGUCAUCGAGUACCUGGCAGCGGAAAUUCUAGAACUGGCUGGGAAUGCCGCGAGGGACAACAAGAAGGCCCGGAUAGCACCGAGACACAUCCUGCUAGCGGUGGCCAAUGAUGAGGAGCUCAACCAGCUGCUAAAAGGAGUGACCAUUGCCAGUGGAGGUGUCCUGCCCAGAAUUCACCCCGAACUUCUGGCCAAAAAGCGAGGGACCAAAGGCAAGUCGGAAAGUAUCCUCUCCCCUCCCCCGGAGAAAAGGGGAAGGAAGGCGGCAUCGGGCAAGAAGGGAGGCAAGAAAUCCAAGGCAGCCAAACCACGGACAUCCAAAAAGUCCAAACCAAAGGAUAGCGAUAAAGAAGGAACUUCAAAUUCCACCUCCGAAGAUGGGCCAGGGGAUGGAUUCACCAUUCUGUCUUCUAAGAGCCUUGUUCUAGGGCAGAAGCUGUCCCUGACCCAGAGUGACAUCAGCCAUAUUGGCUCCAUGAGAGUGGAGGGCAUUGUCCACCCAACCACAGCCGAAAUUGACCUCAAGGAAGACAUAGGGAAGGCCUUGGAAAAGGCUGGCGGCAAAGAGUUCUUGGAAACGGUGAAGGAGCUUCGCAAAUCCCAAGGCCCUUUGGAAGUUGCUGAAGCCGCUGUCAGCCAAUCCAGCGGACUUGCAGCCAAAUUUGUCAUCCACUGUCACAUCCCUCAGUGGGGCUCGGACAAAUGUGAAGAACAGCUUGAAGAGACCAUCAAAAACUGCUUGUCGGCAGCCGAGGACAAGAAGCUCAAGUCCGUGGCGUUCCCACCGUUCCCCAGUGGCAGAAACUGCUUCCCCAAACAGAUGGCCGCCCAGGUGACCCUCAAAGCCAUCUCAGCCCACUUUGACGACUCGAGCUCGUCCUCGCUGAAGAAUGUCUACUUCCUGCUCUUUGACAGCGAGAGCAUCGGCAUCUACGUGCAAGAGAUGGCCAAGCUCGACGCCAAGUAGAUGCCCCCCGCCCAGCCACGGUGGCCCACAGGAAUCGGAGGAGGAUCCAAGUCACAGGAGAGGGGUUUCUUUUUUAAGAGGAGAGAGGAAGGGUGACGGCAGGGGAGCGGAGGGCAGCGGGUCACGGGGGCUGCCAGAGCGGGGCCUGCCCACGGAACAAGCCCUCUGCCUUUUCUAUUCUCGUUUCAAAGAGCCUCCAUCUGUAAUCAACCAGGUCUCCACGAGGGGUUUCUUUCCAUGUGUUUCCUUCCUGUUGUUUUAGAACUUUUUUAAAAGACAGACUUCGUUUUAGAUUUAUAGCAUUGACUUUUACACACACACACAAAAAAAAUCCUUUCAAAAUUCUUAAAACCUUGUUUCUCCUUUUUGCAAGGGAAGAGGGCAUAAAAGUGACUUGGGCUUUGUCGGCUGUCUGUUUUUGGGGGCAGAGAGAAGAACAUGAGAAAGGCGUCUCACUGGUGCUUUCCUUUUCUGUUUUUAGUGCCCCCUCCCCUCCCCCCAUGACAUCUGUAUCUACUCCUAAAAAGAUUUUGCUUCAGGCUUUUGUUU